UGGCUGCGAUACCGAGAAAGUCGCCCGGCCGGGGUCCGGACCUGGGCGGGGGCGGCCGCUUUGUCCCUCUGCUGGGCGGCGGGGGCUGGCGGCACGGGGGCACCCAGCACAAAGGCCUGGUGCGAGAGCGGGGUUGCCCACGUGGGCUGGUCCUGGCCGCGGGUGGACCCUCCCCACGCGGGCGGGCUCGGAGCUUCCUGCCGUGCGGUGUGUGUGUGUGUGCGCGCGCGCGCGCGCGUGUGCAGGUCCCCGCACUCUGGCCCCUGUUCUGGGCCGAGCGCCCUGCAGAGCUGGCGAGUUUCCGGGGUCAGAAACGGGCUAACGCAACUGGGGCUUCGGGGUGCACAAGGCCCGGCUUGGCGCCCAAAAUCAGAGAAAGAAAGUGUCCAGUGGGACAGAUGUGCGUUCUCUGACGCCCACCCCGAGUCCGAAACCUGGCAGGAGGGGCUGUCGCGCUGGUGGUGGUCCCGGGCGCGCAGGGUAUGGGGCUGGGAGAGGGGCCGCGAUGAGACGGGAUAGCCGCCUGCAGAUCCGGUUCCCCGCUGCCCGCCCGCACCCCCUGACCUGGACGCGCGCACCGGGCACACGCUCGUAAACACACCCGGGGGCGGACCCCCGCCGCUGCAGCGCCUUUCUGUCUUCCGGCGGCCCCCACCCCCGACUGCAGAAAGAUAAGCUUCAAGUUUUCGCUCCGUAUCUCAAAUGUACAUGAAGGAAUUUAACUGCACAAGUGAAUAACAGCAUUAGUUUCAAUUAAUUUUUUUAAAUCCCGGCAACAAUAAACUUUGAGAACAAAAGCGCUUUUACGUCUUUAAUUAGGCGAGCUUCCCAUCUGUGGUCUCCAAGUGUCUGCCUCUUGAUUUAACUUUGUCCCCGCCCCGCCUCCGCGACAACCUCUCCCAGCCCAGCCCGGCGCUUCGGGUGCCGCGGCCACCCUGCCCCGCGGCGCCUCCAGCCUUGGCCCAGCCGUCUCCCGUCGCCCCUAAGUUUACACCGGCCGGCUGGCUCCGCGGCGGAGGCGGAGCGGGGGUGUGGGGAGGCUGGCUCGCACCAGGUGGCCCGCCUGCCUCUCCGGGGCCACCCCUGGGACAAUUGUGCAGGCCCCCAGGACUUUCGCCCCAGGCCAGCGCCCUGAGUGCGGAGCCGAAGGGAGCUCGAGAGGCGCCUUCUGUUUACCUUUUAUGGUUAAAAUAACAGCUUAGCAAAGAAGCGACUUCACGAAGAAGCGAUUUAGUGAAAUCGUCUCAAGCUGCCGCCGCUCAGCCAGUUUAAUCACCCCCAGAGAGCCGAACAACUGCGAGCGCAAUGGGACACAAAAUCAUUUUUGGUCUCGGAAAGAGGGUCGUGGUCCCGCACGGAUGCGCUUGUUGGGGGAAACCUUGGAGAUUCACGGCAAGGCGUAAAGCCUGGGGCUUCCAGCGAUACUCUGGGCAGGGAUGGAAGCCUAGAUGCCUCACCGCAAGGAGCGGCCGAGUGGGUCCUCGCUUCACACACACGGCAGCACCGGCACCGCGGAGGGAGGAAACAUGUCCAGGCUGUCUCUCACCCGGUCGCCUGUGUCUCCCCUGGCUGCCCAGGGCAUCCCCCUGCCAGCCCAGCUCACCAAGUCCAAUGCACCUGUGCACAUCGAUGUGGGUGGCCACAUGUACACCAGCAGCCUGGCCACGCUCACCAAGUACCCUGACUCCAGGAUAAGCCGCCUCUUCAAUGGCACUGAACCCAUCGUCCUGGACAGUUUGAAGCAACAUUAUUUCAUUGACCGGGAUGGGGAGAUUUUCCGCUACGUCCUGAGCUUCCUGCGGACGUCCAAGCUGCUGCUUCCGGAUGACUUUAAGGACUUCAGCCUGCUGUACGAGGAGGCACGCUACUAUCAGCUCCAGCCCAUGGUGCGUGAGCUGGAGCGCUGGCAGCAGGAGCAGGAGCAGCGGCGCCGCAGCCGGGCCUGUGACUGCCUGGUGGUACGCGUCACGCCCGACUUGGGCGAGCGGAUCGCACUCAGCGGCGAGAAGGCCCUCAUCGAGGAGGUCUUCCCCGAGACCGGAGACGUCAUGUGCAACUCCGUCAACGCCGGCUGGAACCAGGACCCCACGCACGUCAUCCGCUUCCCGCUCAACGGCUACUGCCGGCUCAACUCGGUACAGGUCCUGGAGCGGCUGUUCCAGAGGGGUUUCAGUGUGGCUGCGUCCUGUGGGGGCGGCGUGGACUCCUCCCAGUUCAGCGAGUAUGUGCUUUGCCGGGAGGAGCGGCGGCCGCAGCCCACCCCCACUGCUGUUCGAAUCAAGCAGGAACCCCUGGACUAGGCCCUGCUUCAGUGCCCACCUGGGACCCCCCAGGGACCUGGAAACAGUGCUGGGGAGUUCUGCCUGUGUAUACUUGGCCGUGGGCAUGAGACCGAGGGUGAGGCUGGAGGGUCCAAAGCUGGCCCAGCGAGUGCCAGGGCCCCAGGUGUCAUGGCAACAGAACGUAGGAUGCUGGAGGCAUGCCUGCAGAAGGACUGUUGAUGUGACCCAAAGAUGCAGCGGUGGGAACUCGGCUGCCAGCUCUCCCAGCCCCUCAGCUUCCCAGCCUGGCGCAGCAGCCUCUGAGGCCCCGGGGCCUGUUGGGGCGGGGUCGGAAGAGCCGUCUGCAGCUACUUCAGAGGAGCUGUUUAUCCCUCUCCACGCGGGGCAGACUCUGGCGGGUCUCCUAGCGUCUGAGAUGGCUUAUUUUUCUACAGUAUUUAAAAUGGAUGCAACCCUAACUGCAAAAGUCAGAGAGGCCGACAAGGACCAACGCUUCUUUAUCUGGUGCUCAGUUCUCAGUCGGACGUGCAGCAUGGCUGCAGGGUGGACCAGCUGCCUGGCAUUCAGGCCCAGAUGCCUGCAGGGCUGGGGCUCUCGGGACAGAUGCAGGGAUGUGUGCUGCAGGGCUGCUGGGAGGAGAGUGGUGGGGGCCUGAGGGCUGAGUGACUCUGUAACCACCUGAGACCUUCACCUUUGCUGCCGUUGGGGGCUCAGGCUGCACUCCCCAGGUCACCUGAGCUCCUGCUGCCCUGGGGCUUCCGGUCCUGUCUGUGGACUGGCACCUGGGCUACUGGAGAAUUCUCCUCCCGUUCGGACCAGCCUCAGGGCUGCACCUUACCUCAGGAAUGGGCCCCACCAUGAAGGGGCCCAUCUGUCAGCAGCGUCUUCUAGGUCCCCAGCUCAGGGAGCCAUCCCCAGCUCCAGUUUUCUCAUGUGAAUAUGCACAGUUUUAAUUAACGUUGUUACGCUAGCCUGCCGAUGAGACCCAGACACAGGCAGACCUGGCGCUCUUGACCCCGAUUCCAGUGAGGACUGGCCCUGAGGAGUCCUUGCAGACCUGCUGCCUCCCCCAGGACAGGCCCAAAGAUGGACCCUCCCCCCCGGCCUUGUGACAGCUCCCCAAGUGUUCUCCAGUGGAGAAACUGCAGAGGACUGGUGGGCGGGGCUCCCCAGCCAUCACCAUCCUGUGUACAAUGGCUGUAGACUUGUAUAUGGCUCCUUUAAUACUGUAAAGAUGCUGAUGUACAAUUGUCGUGCGUUUGUGUGAACACAUUGCAUUCCCAGUCCAUGCCAUAAAUGAUGCUCUCAAGCAAAAGACUGGAGGCUCUGUCCUGUGCAGAAGCAGCAGCCGGACUCCCGCAUUCGAUGUUGUGCAGGGAGGUUUGGGGGUGGAACGGAUUCCUCCCUUGGAUCCUUCAGUUCACAUCGAGGAAUAACCCGCAGCGGUGGUGGGGGAAGGUCAGUGGCUGGGUCCUGAGCUUGGUGUUAUUAAUUGCAUUUGGGUGCCUGUCCCCUCAGGGCAGCACAGAUUCUGAAUUCUGAUUCACAGCCCCUAGCCAGAUGGGAACUUGGAAAGAGACAGAAGGCGUCUGGGUGCUUUUGAACCCUGUCUCAAAUGUUUGGGAUUUUCUGUCUCACUGUUCUUUGGUUGGGGAUGAUGUCCUCUUUAGACCCCCACGUAAUGGUAUGAGAAGGUGGCAGGCGGUGGCUCAGCCAGCCAGGGGGGACUGAGUCAUGCAGCCAGCGUGAGACCUGCAGUUCACCUAAGCACAGAAUGAGAUCUCAGUAUGCCUCUGUGUAAACAGAUUCACAUAGGCCUCCAAUUUCAAUGAGACCUUUUGCAUUUUUUCUCAAAGCCCUUAUGUUCUAACCCAUGAGAACCAUUUUACCUGCCCCCUAAGGGCCACCAGCUUCGACCUGCCUCAGGGGAUGGCAGCACAGACCAGCCGCUCCCUGUCCAAGGCCGCAGAGCAGACGCCAUCCCACUGUACAAUCGAAUUUGCUGGACAAACUUGGUAGGUUUCUCUGCUUAGCAACGAGCCUAUAGUUGGCACAUCUGCGUUUUGGCAUCUGAGGCUCCCAUCUGAGUGGAGGAGAAAGUGUUGUGUUUAUUAGCAAGGAAGUCUUGUGAAAACAGCUCGCUGCUGUGUGUGUUUAUGGAUCUUUCUGAUAUAACAGCCAGCAUGGUUACCGAGUGGUAGAGAUUCUCGAACAUUCUCAAACUCUCUUUUUGGGUAAAUCAUUGUGCUAAAAAUAAAAUUUAUUAAUAAAGAAGGGGAAAAAGGAGUAACUCUACUUGACUAAAUGUUACUCUAAUUUAUUUAUUUCUUUACUAAUUAAGUAAAACCAGGAAGUACGAUUUUACAUCAACCAGAGAAUUUCUGAAUUUAUAGGGAAACACUAUGUUCCCAUAAUGAUGCUAUAAUUCUAAUAUAUCUAGUCCCCAUAAACAGUAAGUACAAAUUAUCAUUCCUUUAAAGCAUUUUUACACUUCCUGGAAUGAGUAUAUUAUAAGCAAUCUUUUGUCAAAUGCCAGCAGUAUAAAUGUUACUUCUGCUCUUUGUAAACCUCAAAACUCAUUAUUCUUGAUUAUAAGCAACUGGACAGAACCAUGCCAAAGCUUCCCAGUUUCCCGCCAAACCCCUGCCAGUGAGUGCAGAGAACUCGCAAAGCCACAGCAGGCGGCCUCAGCCACCGUCCCGCUCACAGGGGGCCCAAUGCCAGGUCACAACACUAAGAAUAUCUUUCAAAAAAUGUGUCUUUUUUUUUUUUUUUUUUUAAAGCUACUGCUUGACUGUUCCUUAGAAUAAAUAAAGGAUAUUUUAUAAAUUA
Messenger RNA from Pongo pygmaeus (Bornean orangutan), 5114 nucleotides. It is a transcript of the gene KCTD15, whose product is annotated as potassium channel tetramerization domain containing 15. Lineage: Eukaryota; Metazoa; Chordata; Mammalia; Primates; Hominidae. The transcript has 7 exons. Gene Ontology annotation, biological process: protein homooligomerization. The record is from RefSeq and is a predicted model, not a curated record. The coding region runs from base 1449 to 2300 and encodes 283 amino acids. Gene Ontology annotation, molecular function: protein binding.